This is a messenger RNA of Striga hermonthica, 936 nucleotides long. Lineage: Eukaryota; Viridiplantae; Streptophyta; Magnoliopsida; Lamiales; Orobanchaceae. The record is from the annotation of a GenBank genome assembly.
AUGGCUCUGAACCAACUUUCUAAUGACACAAAUGCUCCAGAAUCCAGCAAAGGCACUUCUGCAAACAGGAGAAUGUGGGACCUCACCUGGAAACUACCAGUCCAAAACAAGAUCAAAAAUUUCAUCUGGAGAUGUUUGAGAGGUUUCAUAAGCUCCAAGAAAAGACUCCAAUGCAAAGGCCUCACUAUUGAUAGCAUAUGUGAUCAUUGUGGUGCUGCUGAAGAAGACCUAGAGCACUUAUUUUUCAAAUGUCCAAGAGCACAGAUCUGCUGGAAGAUCAGUGGACUUCAAUGGAACAAGAUAACAGACCAUCCCAACUUCUCUUUUGCAGAAUGGUGGUCCAACAUCUGUAAUGAUUCAAGUCUCCCAGCCAUGACUGAUAGGAUAAGUUUAUCUACUUAUCUUAUGUGGUGGUUAUGGAAGACUAGAAACAACUGGCUGUUCAACAAGGAGAAAUGUUCUGAGGUUGAGGUGGUGAGAAGAGCUACUCAUGACUGGAAUGAAUUCACUGAUGUUGGGUUACAAGUCCCUACAACCAUAAUAGAUAAGAUGAGCAACAACAUGACUCCUUUAGAGGAAUUUUUCCCCAGAGUAGGGCAGAUUUCUAUCUCUGCCAGUGCUCUACCCUCUUUGGAUGGAUGUGUUGUGUUUGCAGCUGUGGCAAAAUCGGAGGACCUCACUCUGCUGGAAUGGAAUGAAUCAUACAUGUAUGAGGGAGAUGAGCUUGGGAAAACACUGUGUUUAGUCAGAUGGAUCUUGGAAAAAGCAAUUCAAGCUGGAUGGUCUGACAUUCUAUGCAAAAUCACAAAAAAAGGCCUAGCUAAACAGCUUAAAAGAAGACAGAAUUUCAGCUGGAAAAUACACACUGUGGCUGAAGAUAUCUACUCCCUUGCUAAUCUGCUCUCUUCUUGUGAAUUUGCAGAUGAUGUACCUUAA